This is a messenger RNA of Chlamydomonas reinhardtii, 5839 nucleotides long. RefSeq lists its product as uncharacterized. The record is from RefSeq and is a predicted model, not a curated record. Bases 123 to 5198 code for a protein of 1691 amino acids. The transcript has 2 exons. NCBI's taxonomy places the organism in Eukaryota, Viridiplantae, Chlorophyta, Chlorophyceae, Chlamydomonadales, Chlamydomonadaceae.
CUGUAGUUCAGCCACACGCCAAGGCUGAAGCUCGCCUUUCGGCCGACGACAUCCUACUUUGCCAAGGCUCGGCGAUGACCCCACUGCCAAUGAAUGGUCCAUCAUUGGGAGCUGCACCGAUAAUGAAAGCAGAACCCGACGAGGACAUGCAGCGGACGGGGCCCGUGUUGGUGGCGCCUGCGGCAACGCCAACCGCCGCGGUCCCAACGCCUCUUACCGUGACCGCCGCUGCGACUGCGUUUGCCGCCACGGGUGCCAGCGGUGGCGCGGCUCCAUUGCCUGGACAGGUGCAUCAGCCUCAGCGCUAUGGGCCAGUCCUCGCGGUCGGAGGCGGAGCAGGGGCCGCAGUCGCGGCCGCAGGGGCUGCAAGGGCCGGAGGCGGGGCGGGCCGCGGCUGGCAGCGCAUCCUGCCUGGCGGCGCACCGGCACCGGCUUCGGCUGUUGUAGCGGUGCCGGCGUCAGUACUGCCGGCGGUGACGGCCGUGCCGGCUGCAAAGCCGCACCAUGUGGCCAUCAAGCGGGAGCCGCGGGAGGCAGCCGCCGCGGGCGGGCCUGCUGGGGGAGAACUGCUGCUGCCGGGAUCUGACGCAGGGGCAGUAGCGGCAGCAGGGGCAUGGGGAUGCAGCCUCCGCGUCAGCGAGCCGGCGGGAGCGCGGCCUACAGAUGCAGCAGCCAAUGUCAGUUUGGGUUGGUCGGCAGCAGCUGGACCAGUGCCGCGGCUGGCUCCGCCUCCCGCCCGGCACCAUGCUGAAGCUCCGGGCAACGGCAGCAGGCCUUCCCUGGCCGUCCCACUGGCUGCGCCGGUGGCCAGGCGGCAUAUGCCCGUGGUAAAGCAGGAGCCCACUCAUGCGGAUGCACCUGUGGGCGCCGUGCGCGCCGCUGCCACGACCGCUGCAGCCGCACCACGCCAGGGGCGCCUCACCGACUUGGCGCCACCCCGCACGUUCUCCUCCGACCAGCAGCAGGGGGCACAACGACAGCGGGUGCAGGAUCUGGCUGGUGACCCGAAGGCAGUGGCAGGGGCAACGGCUUGGCAACAGCAGCAGCAACAGCAGGAGCACGAGCAGCAACAGCUAAGAACUCGGCUGCCACCUACCCAGCUGCUGUUGCUGCGAGCCACUGCGGCGCCACAGCGACUGCGCAUCAAGCUCAAGGUGCGGGGGCCCGGCGCGCCGCCACCAGCGGCAGCCGCCGUGGGUGGAGCGGCCGCGCCGGCAGCGGGUCCCGCGGUCGUUGCCUCUGCUUCACCUGGGCCUGCGGCGCCUGGUGCUGUUGUGCCAACUGCACUACCACGCAGUGCUGCUGCGGGCACUGGAGAGCACCCCGCCACAGGUGACAGCGCGGAGCCGACAGGAGAGGGCCCCCCUGCGCGGGUGCAGCGGCCGCUUCGGAUCCGACUGCGGAGGCGCAUGACAGCUGCAGAGCCGGAUCCGCUGAGUCCAUUGGAUCUACCGAAUCCACCGGCAGCGGCAGGAGGCGCCGAGGCAGGUGCAUCUGCGGGCGCCGCCGCGACAGCAGCAACAACAGCUGCCAAGGCCACUGGUGUGCUGAGCGCGCAUGUGGAGCAGGGGCGGGAAGCACGUGAAGGCCUGGGCGGCGAUGCUGCGGUGGCAUUGCGGGUGGCGGAGUCGGCGGCGGCGGCGGCGCGCGGCGGGGCGGGCCUGGCUGCUGGCUGCACUGUUACUGGCACUGACACUGGCGCAGCUGGACCCGGCCGCGGUGGCAUGCAGGGCACCAGCAGUGCCAAUGCCGCCCGCAGUGCAGGUGCAGGCGCAAUGCGGUCAACUCAGGUGCAGCAGGGGCUGCUUGGCGCAACAAGCCCACCGGCGCAGCACCUGCAGCAGCAGCCUUUGCAGCAGCUAACUCAGCCGCCACCGCCGCCGUCAACACCGCUGCGCACGAACUUUCCAGAGUGCCCAGAGUGCCCGCAUGCGGCGGUGUCGGCGGCGGCCGAAGGUGGGGCCGUCGCACCGAUGACGGCGCAGGCCUCGCCGUCAGCAGCAGCACUGCCACGCCUGCAGCCGCAAGCCCGGGAGCCAGCAGCAGCACUACCGCUUGUUGCAGCAGCAGCAAAGGGGCUUCGAACGGUCGCAGCUACAGUGUCGGAUGGCAGCCGGGGGACUUGUGCGCCCGGCUCUGAAACAUGCGGUGGCGCAGCAACUGCUGCUGCUUUUAUAGUUGCGGGUGCUGUUCCUGUUGUUGCUGCAGGGAGUGCCAAGGGGCAGGAUGCGGCGUUGGGUGAGUCUGCGACGGCAGCGGCUGUUGGCAGCAUACUUGCUGCGGCUGGUGCAAAUGCGGCUGCGGAUGCAGCUGCUGCCAACGGCGCUGCAAGCUUGCAGGAGCGGGUGAGGCAGCCGGCUGAGGGCCUUGUCGAGGAGCCGAGGGAAGGGGCGACGGCCCCAGCAGGCAGCGAGGAGCGGGUUCCGCCGCCACAGUUCGGCGAGGCACUGCCGCUGGCGGCGGCGGACCCGGCGGAGGUGGCUGUACCAACGGGGUUGCCGCCGUCGACGGCUGCGGAAAGAGAGCAGGCUCGGGCAGUAGAAGAGGAGGCGGCAUGCCUAUCGGCGGCAGCCGUACCAGGCUUAACAAGCGCAGGCACCACUCACAUUGCCAUCCAGGCCACGGCGGGAGGCGCUGCUGACGCCAGCUGCAGUGCAGCCGGUGGCGCGAGCUGUGGCGGUGGAGCGGCAGGUUGUGUUGGAGCUGUGUGCUGGUCGGCUGAUCGCCUGGCCGCACUUGAGGCCCCGGACCCGUUGGCAACAGCACGCGCGGCUCAGGCUGCCGCCCCCAGUACUGCCCCGCCGGCCGCUGAGGGCAACCUGGGUGCAGUGGCGCCGGUGCCUGCCUCCUCAGCAGCAGCAGCAGCCCCGCCUGCCAGCCCCCGCCAGCGUCGCAGUGGACUGUUCGCCGGGUGGCUGUUGGGCCGGUGGCUGUCUGGCGGCUCGCCUGGCCCUGUCCCACCAGCGACACCGGCAGUUGCGCCCGGGGCAGCAGUGCGGGCUGCUGCUCCCGGGCCUGCUGCUGCCAUAGCCGCGCGCAGCAGGACGGAUGCCGGCGCUGGACAAAGGCGCCGCAACGGCAGCGACCGCGGCCCCACUGGCCGGGAAGGUUCUCCCACCAGGGCUGGCGGCGUGCUGAUGGCGGUCUCAUGUGCCGCCGCGGCCGUGUGCAGGCGCGUGCUGCCGAGGUGGUCCUUGGGCGCCCGGUUGCGGCUGGAGGAGGAGCGGCUGGCUGCAGCGGCUGGUGGCGUCGCUACGGGCGGUGGGCCAGGGGUCGAUGCGGAGGAGGCCACACAGGCAGCAGAGCCACGUGAGGCGCCGCCUGCACCAGAGGUCGCCCGCAUCACGGCACACCCCGACGCCAUGCUGUGUGGCGGGCAGGGGCCGCUAGGGGGAGGGACUGGGCGGCGAGCGGGCGAGGCGGCAGCCAGUGGCGGCGCUGGGUGUCCCGCAGCAGCGGCUGAGGUGCCGAGGACACGGCCUCGAACCCGUGCGGCUGCUGCUGCGGCGACGGUGGUGGCGGUGGCGCAGCAAGCCACUGGUACAGUUAGUGAGGUUGCAAAGCCACCGUCGCGGUGGCGUGCCACUGCCGCCGCCAGCGCAAAAGCAGCACCGGCGCUAGCACAACCACCAGCAGGGGCCUCCUGCGCGCAAGCCGGGCCCUCACCUGAGGCGCCGGCUGCAAGGGCGCGUCGGCGGCGGCGGUCUGCCGCUGGCGACGAUGGCGACGCAGCGGGCGUGCAGCAGCAGAAGCAGGUCCGCCUCGGGCGGCCGCCCAAGCAGACGCGCCUGCUGCAGCUGAUUGCUCCCCUGGCACCUGAGACGACGGCGCCUGCCCAGGCUGCGGACGAGCAGGGCGACGGGUCCAUGGCGCCGCCGCCACUGCCGCCCAGUCCACAGCCAGCCGCCACAGCUGCAGCGCCCCAGCGGCCGCCUCGGGGCCGCCCAGCGGCUGCGGCGUUUGCAACAGAGGCUUCAACCAACACAUCCCGGCUCGCACACCAGCACCAGCACCAAGCGCCGGGGCUGCAAGGGGCUGCGGGCAGCGCGGAGUGCCGUGUGCCGCUCAGCGCUGCCUGCCUGACGCACCCCUGCAUCAGCCUCUCGCAGGUGCUGGUGACUCAGCUGCUAGGCGGGCACACGGCGGCGCAGCAGCGCUGCGGAGCGCGACACAGCCUGCCCGUGUGCGUUCCCUGUUCGGCCCCCGCCCCCGCCCCCUCCUCGGGCACCGGCACCUUCCACGCAGCCGCUGCCGCCGCUGAGCGCGACACGGAUGGCGGCCGUCCCACUCAUGGUAACGCCAUUGGUGGCGCCGCUGGUGGUGCUGCUGGUGGCGUUGCUGCUGGCGGCGUGGUGAGUUGCCUGAUGGAGAUCGGGACACUGCGCGGCUAUGAGGCAGCAAACAGCGGCGGCAGCAGCACCGGCUGGCGGCUGCUCAACCUGCGGUCGUGGCUGCGGCAGGCGGGCGCGGUGGCGGGCGCUCACGAGCUGAGUCUGUCGCUGGUGGCCUACCGCCUGCCGCCGCCAUCACCACCGGCGGCGGCGGCUGUAGCAACUGCUACGGGCGGCGGUACGGCGGCCCCCUGUACGGCAGGUGUCGACGGGCAGGCAGGCCCCAGUGCUGGCAUUGGCGGCGGUGGUGUUGCGGCGGCGUGUGGGCUUGGCCGUAGCAUGCAAGGUGGGGACGGUAUUGCGGAGCAGAAGGGAGCUGAGGCCCCGCUUUCGGGCCCUGCCGUUCUGGUGCGGCUGGUGUCGGCGCGGCAGCAGGCGGUGGCGCGUCCCCACACUUCCUCAGGGGCGACCGACACGGAGGUGCAGCGUGCGUCAGGGCAGGAGGCCACGGCGCCGUGUGGGGAGGCUGGGGGUGGUGGCGGCCGGGUGGCUGAACCGGCCGACGGGCGUAGUGCGUCAGGUGCUCGGGUAGACGCUGUCACUGCCGCGGGGCCUGUGACGCAUUGCGACGCCCCGCCGGGGGAAGAUGCAGACACACACCGGGGUGUGGGGCGGCAGCAGCGCGUGGUCUCCAUGUCGCCGCUCCAACGGGCGCCUCCCGCCGUGGGGGUGGGGGUGGGGGUGUCGGGGAAGAGGACGCGUCAGCAGGUCGUCGUGGCCGGCGCAAGCGCGGCAGCUCCAAGGGGCGACUGGGGCGUCACUGCAGACACGCGAAGUGCAGAGCGAUCGAAGCGGCGGAGGACGUAGCGUCAGGGCUUGAUGAGAGUGUGGGCAAGCGGGCAGCAGUACCACUUAUCAGUGAAUAGGGGUUCCACUUGGCAACACGCGCGAGUGGUUGGAUGCAUCAGGACAUGCGGCGCAACCCACGACCAUGAACUGCCAUUAUGGUCGUUGAUGCCAAGUACAGACGCAAGAGUCACUUUGUUUGCAGUGGUGUACGGCGACACUCUGCGCUGCGUAGCCCACAUGAACGGGCUCAUGCUCGCUGACGGUAUGCAGCUGCCUUGACCUAAGGUGGGACACAGCAUUACAAUGUGGGCAGGACCAAACAGGCAAUUGGUGGCUUUUGCAUUCAGCGGGCUGUGUGCGCGACGCUACUGUGCUGGCGGGGCGGGGCGAGGCGCUGCAGCGAAACGGCCCCUUGAGGCCGUCAUGCUUCGACACCAGUGGGUGGUGAUCCAGGCAACACGAAGCAAGGUACCUAGCUGGUAGUGCGCAGCGCAGAUGAUAGUGCCUGGGUACCCGUGCGCUGCCUGGCGUGUAUUGCUGGGUGCAAAUCAGGCAGCCAAGCGCUUUACAACGGGUUGUGGUAACUCUUUUUGCAGUUCUACACGAUUGAAACUCAAAGGGAGGGGCAGGGACGACUUGUGAGCAGGGAUGAAUCAGUU